Prunus persica (peach) is the source of this 903-nucleotide messenger RNA. RefSeq lists its product as uncharacterized. The transcript has a single exon. The record is from RefSeq and is a predicted model, not a curated record. NCBI's taxonomy places the organism in Eukaryota, Viridiplantae, Streptophyta, Magnoliopsida, Rosales, Rosaceae. Bases 1 to 903 code for a protein of 300 amino acids.
AUGUCUCAUCAACUUGUUGAAGCCGCACCCUUUUCAAUCCCAAAAUCACCAUCUGCCGAGAAAGUGUGCCAGGAACAGGAAACAGAUAAAGCAGCUCCACAAAGCGCCAUCACCUAUGUCUAUCAAGUCAAACUAGCAGAAUUGUACUGCAAUGUCACAGCAACAUGGUGCAAAAACCACACCAGCCAUUCCCUCUGCAUCACAAUGGAAAAGCCAUGUCAAAAUAAUCAGUGCUGCACUUGCAAGGUUGACUUAAACUCUUGUCAAUUUUGGGGCAAGAAAGGUCUCAAAUCCUUCGAGGUAGAUGGAAGACGAGUAGAUGUGUACUGGGAUUUUCGACAGGCAAAAUUCUCCAGCACCCCGGAGCCAUGCUCAGAUUAUUAUGUCGCGCUGGUCUCCAAACAAGAGGUGGUCUUACUGCUAGGGGAUUUAAUGGAAGAUGCUUAUAAGAGGACCAGAUCAAGAGCAUCAUCAGAAGAUGCUAAGUUGAUGUACAAGAAGGAAAAUGUGAGUGGGAAAAGAUUGUUCUGCACCAAAGCCAUGUUGGAGGAAGGGAAAAAAGAACAUGACAUUGUCAUUGAGACAUCAUUAUCCGGGCCUGAUGAGCCUGAAAUGUGGAUUAGCAUAGACGGGACGGUGGCCAUUCAGAUUAUGAAUUUGCAUUGGAGGUUUAGAGGGAAUGAAACUGUGAUGCUGAAUGAUGUCCCAGUUGAAAUUUUCUGGGAUGUGCAUGAUUGGUUGUUUAGUAGCUUAGGCACAAGCCAUGGCUUUUUUAUCUUCAAGCCAUCCAGACUAGAUGGAGACUACAGCAGUGGCAGCCCCAGCCAAUAUAACUCACCAAAAGGGAGCUCAUCACCAACCACAGGGUUUUGCCAUUUUCUUUAUGCUUGGAAAACUGAGUGA